Messenger RNA from Didymodactylos carnosus, 659 nucleotides. Lineage: Eukaryota; Metazoa; Rotifera; Eurotatoria; Philodinida; Philodinidae. The record is from the annotation of a GenBank genome assembly.
AUGGAUUCCCGCGUCAGAAUGGAAAAGUACGUGAUAGAAUGAUUUAUAUCGUUCCCUAUUUCUCAAUUUAUAUGUCACGUCUCAUCUUUCUUUCAGCCGGCUUAUUUGAUUGUUUUGACGAUACCAACAUUUGUAUUUCUGGUCUUUUUUGUCCAUGUUAUUUGUUUGGUCAAAAUGUUGAGCAAACCGGUGGUAUAACAUAUCGAUGUCCUUGCUUCUUGUAUGCAUGGAACUCAAUGCUCCUAAACUGUGGGUACAUACACAAGCGACAACGAUCUAAUAUACGAGAUAUUUAUGGUCUCCCGGGAGGAUGUGGUGAUUGUCUUACAACAUGCUUUUGCUCCCCAUGCGCUGUGUGUCAGGAAGCAAGAGAAUUAAAAAUACGAGGUUUGUAGCGCUUUGGAUCGCUAUAGGUCCAGAUAUUUCUCCCCAACUUCCAACCAACUCGAUGCUUCCGAAUAAAAAUUGAGAGACAGGUAUUUCUGACACUCGAAGCUCAGAAUAUAAUGGUCUAAAAUGCUUUCCACGAUAUUGAAUAAAUAUUAUAAAUAUAUAUUUGGCCUGUAAUGCGAGAGCUUGUAGUAUUUCAAAACAGCAACUUGAUCAGAAAUUAAGGGCAAAACCUUUUAAGCACUUAUAUCCCUACAAAUAUUCAGAUA